Drosophila erecta is the source of this 2528-nucleotide messenger RNA. RefSeq names its product putative GTP-binding protein 6. Gene Ontology annotation, cellular component: cytoplasm. The transcript is spliced from 5 exons. Gene Ontology annotation, molecular function: ribosome binding; GTP binding. NCBI's taxonomy places the organism in Eukaryota, Metazoa, Arthropoda, Insecta, Diptera, Drosophilidae. Bases 411 to 1988 code for a protein of 525 amino acids. The record is from RefSeq and is a predicted model, not a curated record.
AGCUGAUUUCCGCGCACCGGCAAAAAGCUAAUGAAAAUAAAAGUUGUAUUAUUUGAUUAGCCGUUUAUUAUGAACGAUAUUAAGCGAUUGAAGGAUCAGCAGCGCGAGAAGCAUCCCGGGUUCGAUGGUUACAUGGACUGCAUGACCCGUUCCCUUUUCACAGGGCUUGCCACAUUUUGCUUAGGUUUUUCCGGCACCUAUUUCGCCCAGAAGAUCGUACAGUCCCGAAUUCGCUACCCAAUCAAGUACAACAUACUCAUCUCCUCACUGGUGGCCACCGUGGUGUCCUACCAAACCACAUCGACACGCACCAAAGCCUGCCAAGCGGCGUGGAUGGCCUUUGAGGACAAGCAUUCCGUGCUUAAGGAGGAAUCUUUUUAACACCUUCAAAAUCUAUUUUAGCUUUAGUCAUGUCAGCUCUACGAAUUUUUGCCCAAUUGGCCCGCAGGAAACUGCAAAUACGUCCGAUUGUGGCGAUUCCCGAACGCUGCAAGUACACCCAACAUCAAGGAGUUAAGGGCAUUCGCAACAGGAAGAGCUUCUUCGAGGCCCAAAUACAGGCAGGUCAAAGCAGUGAGGAGGAUGAGGACUUGGAGCGGACAGCCAGUACCGAUUUGGCGGAUAUGCGGUUCUUGGAUGAUCGUGCUUACGACGAGGUGGCUGGAGGAGCUAUGAGAAUCACUCGUGACAUAGCCAGCUCCCAGCAAGUGCUCAUCCUCCAACCUUAUGUGAAAUGGGCAGCAAAACGGCAGAACACACCAGUCGAUGUUCGGCCAGAGGAUCAGCUUGCGGAGGCCUCUGCCUUGAUCCACUCCCUGCCCAACUGGCAGGUGGCCAGGGCUCUUAAGGUUCCCCUGGAAAACCUCGAAAAGAAGACCCUCUUUGGCAGCGGAAAGCUGGUGGAACUGAAGGAACUGGUCGCUGAACUGCGACAGGAACGGCAGCUAACUUGCCUGUUUGUCAGCAAGGGAACGCUAUCAUUCGCCCAAAAACGAUUCCUGGAGGCGGAGUUUCACCUGCCAGUUAUGGAUCGCUAUUCCGUUGUUAUACAGAUACUAAGACUGCAUGCCACCAGCGCUGAAGCCAAACUGCAGGUAGCCAUGGCUGAGCUGCCUUACAUUUGGGCGCAGGCCAAGGAUGCGAGUGUUACGCAGACGCGUCGCCAGGGAUAUGCCUUGACCGAUCUGCAAAAGGAGAUUCUGCGCACCCGGGAGCGAAAAUUGCGAGCGGAACUAGAUCGUGUUAGGCGACAGAGGCAGUUGCUUCGGCAGAAACGCAAGCAGCAAAAUUAUCCCAUCGUCGCAGUGGUGGGCUACACAAAUGCUGGCAAGACCUCCUUGAUUAAGGCUCUCACAGUCGAGGAUGCACUGCAGCCCAGGAAUCAGUUGUUUGCCACUCUUGAUGUAACUGCCCAUGCCGGUUGUUUGCCGUGCAAUCUGGAGGUGAUCUACAUGGACACGGUGGGCUUUAUGUCCGAUUUGCCAACGGGACUGUUUGAGUGCUUUGUGGCCACUUUGGAGGAUGCCAUGCUGGCGGACGUAAUAGUGCAUGUACAGGACCUUUCCCACCCGUGCCACGCUGCUCAACGCAGCCAUGUGGAGGCCACGCUUCGUUCUCUGGCAUUUAACGUGGCUGGCGGAGAUUCAACGGCCAGCCAGUUGCCGCCGAUCAUUAAUGUGUACAACAAAUGCGAUCUUGUUUCCUCAGAAGCUCAGCCGUCUUCAGAGUCAGUGCAUCAUAUAUCAGCUAGAACGCAGACUGGGCUGGAACCCCUGCUAGAUGACAUCGAGCAACAGAUACUGACCGCCACCGGGCGAAGAAAACUGCAGAUGCGUGUGCCCAGCGGCGGACCAGAAAUGGCCUGGCUCUACAAAAACGCAGCCGUGGUGGACACGACAGCGGAUGCGGAGAAUCCCGAACGCCUUAUGAUGCACGUGGUCAUCAGCCAACGCACACUGGAUCAGUUCAAGCGACAGUUCUGCCGCUGAAAUUUGAAGUCCUACGGAUAAAUUUCUGAGGCGCAACUGGCACCGACUAAAUGUUUAUUAUUGCUCUCGUUUUUGUUGGUUUAUUAGCGGGUGUAGUUACGACUAUUUUUAUUUUCUUGUUUUAAAUUCUAUUCAAAUGUAAAAGUACCUACCAAAAAUAAAAGCGAAACAAUCUCUAAAAAUAUAUUUAAAGAUAAUAUUUGUAUUGCACUUCACUGACAUUUUUGUGCUGGGGUUUUCUCUAGCAAUAAUCGGACCUAAACCCUUGUGGGAUCUGAUUUCGUAUCAACCAUUUUUGUUUACAACUAGGGCAAGUUUUUUAUUUAUUUUUUGUUUGUGUGGUGCUGACUUUGCUAUUGGCACAAUGGAAUAUUUUAAAAUAAUGCAGGGCUGAUGAGCGUAACCAACUUAGGAUACAAAGCUGAAACAAACUUAACACCGGCUUAAACUAAGAAAAACCUAUACGAUAAACUACCUUAAAAUUAAACAAAAAUGCGUUCAUCACUCUAAUGCAAAAAUUAGAAACUUUAAACCCAUUUA